AUGGAAGUCACAGGUCUUGUUCUAGGUGGUAUACCUCUUGCAAUAUGGGCUCUAGAGAAAUAUGCCGAGCCCUUCGAGGCUUUUCGGCAUUACCGUACUUCGAUAGAAACCUUUCGAACCGACUUGAUACUCCAGAACCGACAUCUACAGACCACACUCGCCAAUAUCGGCCUUGGGGCUGAGCCAACAGGAGAGGAGCUGCGUGAAUGCUUUGAAAGACAAUUCCCGAGUAUAUCUCGGGAGUUGCUGCUCAUCGUUCGGCGCAUGGAUGAGGUUACGGCUAUUCUUUUAAGGAAUCUUGAGGUGGAUAGUAUUGGCAAGCCAGCCGGAAUGUCCGAUAAGUUCCAAUGGGAAUGGCGCAGAGUAAAACACAGCUUCAGUACCAAGAAGCGGAAUAAAGUGGUCGAGGAUCUUAGAAAUUGGAAUGAUGACUUGAGGAGGUCUCUAGAGAUACCUGAGAUACCGGCUGAAGACGAUAGCAUCAAGGUUCAGUAUUUGAAACGUCGAUUUAAUAUACAGCGCUGUGAUUCCAUUCGCAUGUGCUUGGCAUCCCUGCAUCGGGCUCUUGAAUAUGGAUUUAGCUGUCCAUGCUCGCCUGCUCAUGAAGCCGGCAUCUAUCUUGACUGGGAGGCGUACGAGUCUACUGAAUCAAAGCCUUUCAAGGUUGCGGUCUCAUACGCUACCCCGUUGCAUCAGUCCAAUUCUUGGCAGAAGCUCUGUUUCACUCUAGACACACCUCCCAAGAAGAAUGACUCUACAUCCGCGCUAUUGAUUCCAACAAAUACAUCAAACACACCAACAAGAGAGCCAUCGCCAUCCCUAUCCAUGCGAUCUCUUGUGACACAUUUCAAACGCAGUCGCUCCAGCUCACAUAUUCCAACACCACAACCUGCGACAGAGGAGAAGACCUCUAUUCUUUCCAGCUCGUCUAGAUAUUUGAAUUCUCCAUCCUCGACUAAAAGUGUCUCCUCGACCACAAGCUCCAACAUAACUAGCCUUUGCACUACACUGUGUACUGCUAUUGAUCCUUUGCAGCUGCAAGGCAUUCUGGAAGAUCCCGAUGAAGAUCAGAAACGACGAUUUCUUCUCGACUCAAGUUAUAACCAAGCAGAUCUUUCCCGUAUCAUUGAACCAGUUUCCCUCAGAUCUCUCUUUGAAUCAGAUCGGGAGUUAUCUCAAAGCCGACCGUGGCUUUUACUAUCUACAAAACAAAGAUACGGUAUCGCAGCCUCGGUCGCUUGGUCGGUUCUACACCUCAGCGGCAGCUCCUGGUUCAAUGACAAUUGGGACUAUAGACAAGUGAACAUCUUCCUUGAGAAGACGGGCACAGGUCACGAAGUACUAUCCCGACACCCUUGCAGCUCAUAUAUCUUCUCGCCGGGUGCAAAAAUUACAGCAGAGGAUUUCGCCGGAGAGAAUUUAAGGAAUCUGAUUCCAAACCGAACCAUAUUUUCGCUUGGCAUUUUUCUUAUUGAGUUAUGCAUUAAUAAACGAUUUGCUACAGCAGGUGGCGAUAAUACAGUGUCAUCAUCACUGUUGGAUGACUACCAAGCUGCACUGGGUCAUCUGGACGAAGUAUAUCGCUUGGCGGGGGAUCCAUAUGGAUAUGCAGCUGAGAGAUGUGUGAAAUACUCUUUUCAAGGUCGAGAUCUAUACAAGCAGUUUAGUUUCUCGCAGUUCCGACAACAGUUCUAUGAUACGGUAGUUGCGCCUGUCCAGGCGACCUACCUGCUGUUCCCUGGCUCGCGUGAUCCUGAAUAG
Messenger RNA from Penicillium malachiteum, 1761 nucleotides. RefSeq lists its product as uncharacterized. NCBI's taxonomy places the organism in Eukaryota, Fungi, Ascomycota, Eurotiomycetes, Eurotiales, Aspergillaceae. The transcript has 3 exons. Bases 1 to 1761 code for a protein of 586 amino acids. The record is from RefSeq and is a predicted model, not a curated record.